Molecule: messenger RNA, 1590 nt
Organism: Acanthocheilonema viteae
Lineage: Eukaryota; Metazoa; Nematoda; Chromadorea; Rhabditida; Onchocercidae
Source: the annotation of a GenBank genome assembly
AUGUAUUCUCGAAGUGAGUUUGAUACCUCCUCAAUAUUCAAAGGACAACAACCGCGUUAUCACAGAGGACGUGAGCAAAGCUCAAGAACAGGCUAUCAUCCUGCAGCGGUAUUAGAGGUUGGCGCAAUGAUGUUACAGAAUAUGUUUAGCGCCUUAUCAUUCCUCCAUUACCGUAAAGAUGACGAUUUCGUUGAUCGCUUAUCUUACUUUUACACUCCAUCAUUCCUCAUUAUGAUGGCCAUCUUAUUUGGUGGUCGACCGCUGGAAUGCUGGGUACCUGCGCAGUUUACAAGCUCAUGGGAGGCUUACACAGAAAUGUAUUGCUGGGCUCAGAAUACCUAUUGGGUACCUAUCGAACAGGAUAUCCCAAUGGAUAUAGCAGAGCGGGAAUAUCGACAAAUAUCCUAUUAUCAAUGGGUGCCAUUUUUUCUUCUUAUUCAAGCCUUUCUCUAUUACAUUCCAUGCCUCGUUUGGCGACUAAUGAGCGACAAGUCUGGCAUACGAUUGAAUGAUAUCGUUCAGUUGGCUACAGAAAAAGAAAACAUCGAAUCAGACUAUAGAACACGAACCAUCGAAUCUCUUGCACGUCAUAUCGAAUCCGCUCUCAGGUACCAGCAUGCAGCCACCUCACGAACUCAAUAUACAUUACAUCGAGUGCUAAAAUGUCUAAAUAUGCGUUAUUAUGAAAGUUAUGUGACAGGCCUCUAUUUGGCUACGAAAGUGAUGUAUGUAAGCAACAUAUUAACAAAUUUAAUAUUAGUAAAUAAAUUUUUGGAGACUGACGAAUAUUCUGUUUAUGGUCUUGGCGUGUUACGUGAUCUCUUAUUUGGCAGAUCAUGGAUGGAAUCUGGUAAUUUUCCACGCGUUACUUUGUGUGUCCUUGUUAUAAAUAUAUUCAACGAGAAAAUAUUCAUUUUAAUUUGGUUAUGGUUUUCGAUGUUAUUUGUUGCUGCUACAUUGGAUGCUAUCUACUGGUUUAGCAUUUCCUUAUUUCAUAGGGAUCGUUUUCGUUUUGUUUUACGUCAUCUAGAAUUGACAACUGAUCCUGAUCGACCUGAAUUAUUUCGAAAGGAAAAGCGAAAACAAGUGGAGCAUUUCCUGAAGUCGUACCUCAAGGUUGAUGGUGUAUUAGUAUUACGAAUGAUAGCGCUCCAUGCGGGUGUAAUGUUUUGCACUGAAACUACGGAUGCACUCUGGAGACGAUACCUGUCCCAGCAUCCGGAAAAUCUGAUAGAUGAAGAUUCUUCACUUAUCAAUUUUGCCCGAACUCAAUCGAUCCGUCGGAAACGGCAAAACGAUGGCAAUAAUGGCGAUAAACAGAAAAGACAUCAACAAUUAUUCGCACAUCAACGAUUCUCCAAAUUAUUUUCACAGCGAACGCAAGCAUCCCUUCGUCUUAAUCGUGGUCAAGAUGCUAAUCGAUCGCUUGACACGGAUCGUCAAAAGCCACAGAUACAAAUUCGAUUUCCAAGGCAAACACCAAUGAGGAUACAGAUGUCGCCAGAAUCACAGUUUACAAAGGAUAAGGAUGAGGAUGAAGAUGAAAUCUUGCAAUGCAAUGAAUCAUCAAACCUCUUAUCUUAUAAAUGA